Aspergillus candidus is the source of this 1530-nucleotide messenger RNA. Its product is annotated as fungal specific transcription factor domain-containing protein. Gene Ontology annotation, molecular function: zinc ion binding; DNA binding. The record is from RefSeq and is a predicted model, not a curated record. Lineage: Eukaryota; Fungi; Ascomycota; Eurotiomycetes; Eurotiales; Aspergillaceae. Gene Ontology annotation, biological process: DNA-templated transcription. Bases 1 to 1530 code for a protein of 509 amino acids. The transcript has 2 exons.
AUGAGGCCAUUGGACAACAUCCUCACUACAGCCGAGCAAGUACUUGGGGUAAAGGUCCUGGACCCUUUGCAAUGUCCUGAUUUGCGUCCAGCCUACACGACAGAGAUUCCAGAUUCUAUUCCAUCAGAAGACAUGGAAUAUCUGGUGGGAAAAGGGGUGUUUGAUGUCCCGAACUUGGCUCUUCGCAAUGAGCUGCUGGUGACGUUUGUGCACAACGUUCAUCCUUACAUGCCAUUGUUAGAUAUCAAUCCAUUCGUCGAGGCCAUUGAAAGCAAUGGCAAACGGGGCAAGGUUAGUCUAUUACUAUUCCACGCGGUCAUGUUCUCGAGUGCUGCUUUCAUCGAGCCUGGGAAUCGAGACUCCGACUGGCUUGUUUCCCGAAAGCAAUCUCGACAGGGGUUCUACGAAAAAGCCAAGAUUCUAUAUAAUUUCGAUAUAGAGACAGAUCGAAUUGUCUUGAUUCAGGCAGCACUGCUUCUCACAUAUUGGCACGAAGCCCCGGACGACCCGAAAGACGCCCGCUAUUGGCUCGAAAUUGGACUAUCUUGCGCGGUGUCAAUCGGUCUGAAUUACGAACCGGAUCCGACACUCCCACCGGCGAUGCAGCGCUUGCGUAGGCGAUUAUGGUGGUGUCUAUACACGCGUGACCAACUGGUUGCAUUCACCUUGCGACAAGCUCCGAUGAUCAGGGGCGAUAUCCAGAAUCUGUCAUUACUUACACUCAACGACUUUGAGUUCCUCAAUCCUAUCCGCUCGGGGAUUGACGUUACUAACCAUCUCGGCUUCAAAAUGGCUCGAAGCACUCACUAUCAAAAACAGUGGUCGCAGAUCUUCAUCGAGAAGACGAAAUUUUGUAUCAUCGUCAGCCAAGUACUCUCGGUGGAUGGCUCCAACAUAAGUGCCGGAUGCGACCCACUGAAAACCUGUGAUAUGAGACUCGACCGCUGGAAUGAGGCCCUUCCGACAGGAGUUCAAUACCAACCACCGACAUAUCUAGAGAUCUCAGAGGCGGAAAGGUCCCUCCUGGCAUACCAAGCAUGGCUUAGGAUUCUCUUUUUGGCGGCGAAAAGUCUCCUGUGCCGCCUCCAAAGGCCCCAAAGGGAAGGGAUAAUCUCGAAAAGAACGCACCUACCGGAUUUCCCCGAUGUUAAGACCCAAGAUACCAUCCAAGGUAUCACAAAUAUCACUGAGAGCCUGGACAGCACCGAUUCGAUCCAAUAUCUACCGACCACAGCAGUAGCCUUGCUGCUACCGGUUAUUACAGUCCAUGUUUUCAACAUUCGAUCGGGAAAGAUGGAUCUGUGGACGGCCGGGUUUCGCUCCUUCCAUUGUUGCCUGAAAGUACUGAAAAGGAUGGGGAAAAUAUAUAUUAUCGCAGAGACUGUCGCUCACUUCCUGGAGUUUGCGAUCUGCGGCGAUACUUUGGGACAUAAUGUGGUGGAGAUAUGGCCUAGAGCACCAUGGCUGUUCGAGAAAGUCUUGACAAAUAACGAGUUACGGUGCCUUCACCGCACACUCGGUUAUGAAUAG